AUGGCAAGGCGAACCGCGGCCUGUACAGCCACCCUGGCGUUUUCUUGUGUUGAUGGCUGCUACCUGCCGAAGCAAGAGAAUGAUUUUGUUCACACGGUCAUCGAGGAGCUGGAGGCUUUCAUACAGAGAGACCAACAGAAAAGCAUUCUGCUGUUCCCCGCUCUGCCAAGCCGACUUCGCUACCUGACUCACAAGACCGCGGAGAACUACCCCAGCCUCAGCACCUUCUCCGUGGGGGGGGCAGGGUGGAACCGCAGGGUGGUGGUGUGCUUCUCCCACCUCAGGGUACCCCCUCCAGAGGACGACAGCGACACAGAGGGCAGGGCCUGCGAGCGGUCCCGGGUUCGAGGCGGGGGCAUGGAGGGCGGCAAGGGCGAGCGAACGUCCGAGGCCAGGCAGACCCGCAGCCGGAGCCACCGACGCCCCGACAAGGCCAUCUACGUCCCGCGCGCCAUGAGGGAGAGGGCGGGGCGGGGCUCCCCGGCCCCAUCCACCCCACCGGCCCCGCCCCCCCGGCAGGCCCCGCCCACCCCGCCCGCCAUCGGCUCCACCGGCUGCAGCCUGAGCCUCAGCGCCUCUGAGGAGUCCUGCCCCGACACCCCCGACGGGCCCACCGCCCCCUCGACCAAUCAGGAGCCGGCGUCUGACGACCCCGACGAGUUGCCGGGCGACCCCGAGGACCUGCCCGGCGCAGCCGAUGACUCCAGCCACUGGGAGCAGACCAUGUCCUACUUCGUUGCCAUGUCACUGGACGACCAAUUGGACGACGGCAGCAGGAGCUUCAGUCCCACCCACCCUGAUGCGCAGCAGCAGAUAGAGGGAGAAAAGGAUUCUGGGGAUUAUAUCCAAGAGAUCGCGGCUCAGCUCACGGAGACGGACUUCGCCAUCGAGAGCGUCCACAGCGACUACUCUGGGUACGAGAGCCUGUGGAUCGGGCCCGGCGAGUUUUCCCACGUCAUCGAGAUCUACGACUUCCCCGCCGUCUUUAAAACCGACGACCUGCUGGACGCCUUUGCCGAAUUCAGUGAGGGCGGUCUGAAGAUCAAGUGGGUGGACAACACUCACGCCCUGGGCGUGUUCUCCGGCGAGUCUGCAGCUCUCCAGGCUCUCUGCAUACAGCACCCCCUGCUGAAAGUGCGCACGCUGUAUGAGGGCAGCAAGAAGUCCAAAGGGAAAGCACUGCGUCGGGCAGAGUUCCUCCAGCCGGUGAAGGAGCGGCCGCGCACCGACACGGCAGUGGCCCGGCGGAUGGUCUCCCGGGCGCUGGGCCUGCCGAAGCCCGCUCCGCGCGGCAAACGCUGCUGACCGCCGCUCCCGGACCGCCCUCCGACCGCUGCCCUGCCGCAGGGAGAGCACAGGACCGGCGAGAGGUGGAGCGAGCGCUCUUCCGCGACGCCUGCCAGACACCCCAGCCUGGAGCGGUCAGCCGCGCAAGCCGUCUGCCCCCCCCCCCCCCCCCACAAACCUCCCCCCCCAAGCACUUGACCGUCCGCUCAUUUCAGGAUUAAGCAAAGCAAAUAAGGAAAUAAACCCAAGAAUGCAUGCGGAGGCAGGUCUAUGGAAGGGGCGGAGUUAAUGAGUGGGUGGGUGUGGCUAACAGACAGGAAGAACAUGGAUUAUCUUGUUUUUCUCCCCCUGCCUAUACGCAGUACAGGGGGUGUCCAAUUCUGGGUGGGACGGGUUUGUGGAGGGGGUGGGGGGGAAGGUAUUAUGGGAUGUUUCCAGUUCUCCACUCAUAAGGCAUUGAGAAGGUUGUGUAAAAAUGUGUACGUCAGUGCGGACUGCUGUGUAGAUAGCUGUUUAAAUGUAUAAAUGUGCAGUAGUUAAAUUUCCACUUUUAACUCCCAUUUGAUAAAAUGGGAUUGUUUCUUGGGAGAACCAUGUUUUAAUGCCUAAAACUGGUACAGUGCACUGGCCUCAUGAAAUGGGAGACUUGAUUUAAUAUCCUCGCCAGCACCUUUUGAGUUACGGCUCGUGCGAUACGACGACAAGAUUCUGCUGUCUCUCGCCAGUUAGCUGUAUCGCUAGACCAGCAUAUAUGCCCGAGAAUAAAAACCUGUAAGAAAUACAGACCGGAGAAAAAUAGCGCUGUUCAUUUAUUGAUGAUUGACAACCAUAUUUUAAGUGCUGUUUUUUUAAGUAAGGUUUUAGAGUGUCAGGUUUAAGACGGUGUGUGAAUGAAGAGUCAGAACUAUAGUUUCUUCUGUCUGCAGCAGACCUGGGUCAAAUACGUAUUUGUUUUGGAUUCAAAUACUUUUCUGUGCUCUGUUGAUCUUGCCUGGUGUAAUGUACCCUGCCAGUAUGACCAGAAGGCGGGGUUUUGCACUUUUUGAGAGUAUUUCAUUGGUUCCAAUACGCCAGACAAGAUCAGUAAAGUGUAGAAAAGUAUUUUAAUGCAAAACAAAUCCGUAUUUGACCCAGGUCAGGUCUGCAGUAUGAACAGGUCACAUAUUACUCUCAAAGCCUUCCUCACACACCUUCUUUGACACUACACUACAUGUAUGUGCGGGAAUUGUUGUCUGAGGGCUGACUUAGCAUCAUGUGAUAUCGUGUGUGAAGUCCAGUUUGAGAAGAGCGUUUGUAUUAAGUGUGUUAAUGUCAAAGAUGUUGGGACGUACCAGUGAAGGCAAUCUGCCCGGCUCAAGAACAUGCAUGUCGUCUAAAGUUCAAACUGAGGAGAAGCCGCCAUUCUGACUAACAGGUCAGCAAUGUUAAGGCAUGAUCAUCACUGUGCUAAGCACCGUCACUGGAAUUGCUGUACAUUGCAAAGUGGGUUUUUAAGCCAUUAAUUAUUUUUUCCUAAAAUAAACCAACAAGCUUAUUUUAAUUGUAGAAUAUGUAUUUUUUAUGUACAUUAAAGUAAAAUUAUCUGUGUUUUUUGUACAGUGAGUAAUGCUUGUUGCUGGCAGUUCUAGUUCUCCAGUAUUGUAAAGUCAGUGUUCCUGCAGAAGUGUUGCCGUGUUCUAGAAUGCUGUUCCUGGGAGAGACUUGGGUGUGCCGUGUUCUAGAAUGCUUUUCCUGGGAGAGACUUGGGUGUGCUGUGUUCUAGAAUGCUGUUCCUGGGAGAGACCAGGAGAUGUGUGCUGUAUUCUAGAAUGCUGUUCCCAGAGAGACUGAACACAGGGUACUAAGUCUGAGUCCAGAAACCAAUGUCCAGAUGUUAGUGUUCAGUCAAUAAAUGUUAAUAUGGACUGUG
Anguilla rostrata (American eel) is the source of this 3196-nucleotide messenger RNA. It is a transcript of the gene r3hcc1, whose product is annotated as R3H domain and coiled-coil containing 1. The record is from RefSeq and is a predicted model, not a curated record. The coding region runs from base 1 to 1305 and encodes 434 amino acids. NCBI's taxonomy places the organism in Eukaryota, Metazoa, Chordata, Actinopteri, Anguilliformes, Anguillidae. Gene Ontology annotation, molecular function: nucleic acid binding. The transcript has 9 exons.